AUGGCUCCUGCAACCACCACGAAUAACGGGAAUCCUCCAGCACUCCCUACCCUUUCACUUACACCACUGGUCAUAUCAAAACUCAAGCCCGCCAAAAUAUUCAAGAACGUGUUAGAACCACCGCCAGCGCCUACACCGACCACGCAACAACGGCCACCCAAUGGCAUCCAACAACGAAGCAUUACAGGCAUUACCUUUGACGACAGAGGGGAUCAGGUAGUUACAGCAGGCGAGGACGAGACGUUCCGGUUGUACAACUGCAAAACUGGGAAGUCAAUAAAGACCUUCUACUCCAAGAAGUAUGGCGUUGAUCUGCCGCGAUUUACUCACAAAAAUUCAGCGAUUAUCCAUGCGUCUACUAAGGAGGAUGACACCUUGCGCUACCAUUCACUACACGACAACAAAUAUCUCCAAUACUUUCGCGGUCACAAAGAGAAAGUCAUCUCCCUGGAGGUCUCACCUAUCGACGACGGCUUCAUGUCCGGGUCAAUGGACAAGACAGUCCGAUUAUGGGACCUGCGGUCUCCAUCUUGUCGCGGCCUACUGACGCUCCCGUCGUAUCCAAUUGUUGCCUAUGAUGCCACAGGAAUGGUCUUUGCAGUCGCUGUCAAUCACUACUCUCGCAUUCUGCUAUACGAUCAAGCAAAUUUUGACAAAGCUCCCUUUAUCACUAUAACCCUCGAUGACCCAACCUUGGCUCGCAUCAGCUUCCCGCCCCGACCAAUUUUCAUGACCUCUUUAACCUUUUCAGCAAACGGUAAAUAUCUCCUCGUGGGAUGCUCCGGUGCUGCCCAUUACGUUUUGGACGCGUUCGACGGCACCAUGAUCGCUAAACUCGAAGGACAUGUCGGUCUCGAGCGGAAAUCCCUGAACGUGCAACAAUCAAUCGAACCGACGAAAGGAAUUAGCGGAGAAGAGGUCAGCUGGACACCUGACAGCAAAUACGUUAUUAGUGGAAGUCUGGAUGGAAGAGUCUUCAUCUGGGAUAUUCAGAAUAUUCCGCCUCAGCGCCCCGACUCGGAGCGGCAGUCAUCUCCAAUGAGGUUACAACCUCUCACAGUGUUGGACGGGCAUCCUGGUCCUUCAAGAUGCGUAAAAUUUAACUCGCGAUUUGCAAUGAUGUGCACGGCGGGCCACGAGUUGGCCUUCUGGCUUCCGGAUUCUUCUGGUGAUGCCGAUGAAAUUGUUAAGGACUUGUUGAAAAAGCGAGGAGCAGCAUGA
Messenger RNA from Cyclocybe aegerita, 1221 nucleotides. The record is from the annotation of a GenBank genome assembly. Lineage: Eukaryota; Fungi; Basidiomycota; Agaricomycetes; Agaricales; Hemipholiotaceae.